This is a messenger RNA of Ectocarpus sp. CCAP 1310/34, 1333 nucleotides long. The record is from the annotation of a GenBank genome assembly. Lineage: Eukaryota; Phaeophyceae; Ectocarpales; Ectocarpaceae.
GAGCCAGGACAGGACUACGGACGCAGCUACGCACCAGUAUGCCGUAUCGGGAGCAUUCGCAUGACGUGCGCCAUUGGCUGCCUGCCACAACAGCUGGCCCAUCUACCAACUGGACGUUGUCGGUGUCUUCCUGAACGCCCUCUGCGACAGAGAUGUGUACGUCAGACCCGCCCCCGGUACAUCCGCCAAGAACUCCGCGACGGGAGAACCCAUGGUGUACAAACUAGAACGGAGCCUCUACGGCCUAUCGCAGUCGCCUGCGCUCUGGAACGACACCCUGGACGAAUCCCUCACGGUGUUCGGAUGGAAAAGGACUCAAUCCGACCCCUGCGUGUACGUGUAUACCACCGGCAACAUCAUCGUGAUUCUCACGGUCUACGUAGACGACAUUCUCAUCACAGGAGGAGACCAGCAGCUCGUGGACCAGAAGAAGAAGGAGCUCACGGAUCGAUUUGAGAUGACCGACAUGGGAGAGGUCAAGCGGAUCCUCGGGAUCGGCGUGCAGCGAGACUACGAGCAAGGAACCCUGGCCAUUUCACAGGAGCACUACGUGAACACACUUCUGGAGCGGUUCGGAAUGCAAGAGGCCAACCCAGUGAGCACUCCUGGAUACGGAGCGGAAAUCUCCACGAAUCAACCUCAGGACCAAAUCCUAGGACCCACGGAAAAGAAAAAUUACCAGUCGAUGACAGGAAGUAUCCUCUACCUGGCCCAGUGCACGCGAUUCGACCUCUCUUACGCUGCCCUACAACUUUCCAAGGCCUGCAGCAACCCAGCGCAGGUGAACAUGACAGCAGCCAAGCACGUUCUGCGAUACCUUCGGGGUAAUCCAGGUCUUCCUAUCGUCUACAAGAGAGGACAGUUUCGGCUAGCGGCGUUUACGGAUUCAUCCUUCGGAGCAAACCCCGACAACGGAAGAUCUACCACGGGAUAUCUCUUCUUUCUGGCUGGAGGACUCAUCAGCUACGGUGCGAAGACUCAAACUCUAACCGCGCAAAGCACGGUCGAAGCCGAGAUUCAAGCACUUAGCUACUCAGCCAGAGAGGCGGUCUACAUCUCAAAUUUUAUGACGGAACUCAACUUCAAGACCUUCGGAUCGGUUCCCAUCAACAGCGACAGCACCGGAGCGCUGACAGUGGCCGGGAAUGCCAUGCACUCUCAACGCACGAACGUGGCCCUGAGGUGCUUUUUCAUCCGGGAGCUAGUACUACGGGGACAAAUCACUCUUCACCACCGGCCCAGCGAGCACCAGUUGGCUGAUAUCGCGACCAAGUACCUCCCAAAGCACCGAUUCGCCUCCAUCAUUCAGCAGAUCAAGGACUUCUCGUGUUGA